GUUACACAAGAGCUAAAAAACAUUCAGGUUGAGCAGAUGACAAAACUUCAGGCCAAGCAUCAAGCAGAAUGUGAGCUACUUGAAGAUAUCAGAGCAUUCAGUCAGAAAAGAGCUGCAAUUGAGAAAGAAUAUGCACAGAGCAUUCAGAAGCUGGCUAGCCAAUACUUAAAGAAGGACUGGCUUGGAAUAAAAGCUGAUGAACGAAGUGAUUAUAGGAGCAUGUACUCGGUUUGGAAAUCACUUUUAGAAGGCACGAUGCAAGUGGCCCAAUCCCGACUCAAUAUCUGUGAGAACUAUAAAAACUUAAUUUCUGAACCAGCCAGGACUGUACGGUGCUUCAAGGAACAGCAGUUGAAGAAGUGCGUGGACCAGUUGACGAGGAUCCAGGCUGAAUUACAAGAGACGGUAAAAGAUUUAGCUAAAGGCAAAAAGAAAUAUUUUGAGACGGAACAGAUGGCUCAAGCAGUGCGGGAGAAAGCUGAUAUUGAGGCCAAGUCCAAACUUAGUCUUUUUCAGUCAAGAAUAAGCUUGCAGAAGGCAAGCGUAAAGUUAAAAGCACGACGAUCCGAGUGUAACUCCAAGGCUAUCCACGCAAGGAAUGAUUAUCUUCUCACUUUAGCAGCUGCUAAUGCACACCAAGAUCGCUAUUAUCAAACAGACUUAGUAAACAUUAUGAAGGCUCUUGAUGGAAAUGUAUAUGAUCACCUUAAGGAUUAUUUAAUGGCAUUCAGCAGGACUGAACUAGAGACGUGCCAAGCUGUACAAAACACAUUCCAGUUUUUACUGGAGACUUCCAGCAGGGUGGUGCGGGAUUACAAUCUACAGCUGUUUUUACAGGAGAACUCCGUGUUUCACAAACCGCAGCCUUUCCAGUUCCAACCGAGUGACAGUGACACUAGUCGACAACUGGAAUCGGAAACUGGAACGACUGAAGAACACAGCCUCAACAAGGAGGCUCGGAAAUGGGCUACCCGCGUAGCCCGGGAGCACAAAAACAUCGUCCACAGUCAGCGGACACUUGAAGAGCUAGAAUGCCACGGGCCGGUGAUGUCUGAGCAAACCCGAGCAGAACUGGAGCAGAAAAUAGAUGAAGCCAGAGAGAGUAUUCGCAAGGCUGAGAUAAUUAAGCUGAAAGCAGAAGCCCGUCUUGAUCUGCUGAAGCAGAUCGGUGUCUCCGUGGAUACGUGGCUGAAAAGCGCCAUGAACCAAGUGAUGGAAGAACUGGAAAACGAACGCUGGGCCAGCCUGCCUUCGGUGACCAACAACGGCUCUUCACACCUGAUUAAUGCUGAUGCAGAAAAGGAAGAAGGCGAAGAGUUUGAAGACAGCAUGGAUGUUUUUGAUGACAGUAGUUCUAGUCCUUCUGGUACUCUAAGAAAUUAUCCUCUCACCUGCAAAGUCGUGUAUUCGUAUAAGGCUUCGCAGCCGGAUGAGUUGACCAUCGAGGAACACGAGGUGUUGGAGGUUAUUGAAGACGGAGAUAUGGAAGACUGGGUGAAGGCACGGAAUAAAGUGGGGCAAGUGGGUUACGUGCCGGAGAAGUACCUGCAGUUCCCGACGUCCAGCAGCCUGCUGAGUAUGCUGCAGUCCCUCGCGGCGCUGGAUAGUCGCUCACACACCUCAAAUAACUCCACUGAGGCUGACUUAGUCUCAGGCAGCCUGAAUGGAGACUCCAGUGUCUGUUUUGUAAAAGCACUUUACGAUUACGAGGGCCAGACAGAUGAUGAGCUCUCCUUCCCGGAAGGAGCCAUCAUCCGCAUCCUGAACAAGGAAAAUCAAGAUGAUGAUGGUUUUUGGGAAGGAGAAUUCAACGGCCGCGUUGGGGUGUUCCCAUCAGUAUUAGUUGAAGAGCUUACGGCCUCAGAAAAUGGAGAGACUCAGUGGAUUGGAGAUAUCCAGGUAUCCCCGACUCCGAAGCCUAAUAACUCCCUUCCACCGCUGCCGCUCUAUGACCAGCCUCCCACCAGUCCCUACCACAGUCCGGAUAAAAGAGGUUCUCAGUACUUCCCCAGAUCACCGUCAACUAACGAAAACAGCUUCGGUUCAGAGUCUCCUGGAUUCUCACAGCCUCCACGAAUUCCUCCCGAAACUUCCUAUGGCAAACUGCGACCUGUGCGAGCAGCUCCACCGCCCCCGACGCAGCAUCAUCGCCGGACAACAGAGAAGAUCGAGGACGUGGAAAUUACUCUGGUGUAACGAUUGGACUAGUUCAGUAGUAGUGCUACAAUCAAGACCAAACGCGGUAUUUGGUCGAUCUCGUUUUUAGGCACCUUUGCAUGAUGAAGACUUUAAAUAGAGCAAGAGAUAGGGAGGGGUUUCUGUGGCAGUGACGUGGUGGAUUCCUUCCCACAGUCAUGAAUAUUUUGUG
Molecule: messenger RNA, 2368 nt
Organism: Charadrius vociferus (killdeer)
Lineage: Eukaryota; Metazoa; Chordata; Aves; Charadriiformes; Charadriidae
Gene: FCHSD2
Product: FCH and double SH3 domains 2
Exons: 19
Coding region: 37-2196 (719 amino acids)
Biological process (GO): neuromuscular synaptic transmission; regulation of actin filament polymerization
Cellular component (GO): recycling endosome; neuromuscular junction
Molecular function (GO): protein binding
Source: RefSeq, a predicted model, not a curated record